Molecule: messenger RNA, 1674 nt
Organism: Rosa rugosa (rugosa rose)
Lineage: Eukaryota; Viridiplantae; Streptophyta; Magnoliopsida; Rosales; Rosaceae
Exons: 11
Coding region: 1-1500 (499 amino acids)
Source: RefSeq, a predicted model, not a curated record
AUGCUACCUUCUUCAGUUCUUCUCAUGGAUAAGGCGAAUGAGGUCAAUUAUGAUGAGAAAGCUAGAAGGGGAAGUUACCAAUUGUCAAAUCUGGAAGAACUUAGUCACAAUUCCAAGGGUCUUAAAAAGGACACAAUUUGUUCUUCAAUUUCUGCAUCCACGUCUAACCCAACAAAUGCUCAACUUAUGAGGUACAUUGUUCUAUUGGAAGAGCGACUUGCUUCUCUUGAGGGUGAGAAACAAUCUCCUACGCCUAAUGUGGAAGAAGAGGGUGGUGAGGAGGGUGAUGAGGAUUUGGAUUUUAGUUUAGGAACAGGUUAUCAGGAACAAGAAGUUCAAUUGGAGACACCUACAGCUACUCAAUCAGAGACAUCGCAGCAUCAUGUGUCUGAAACUAGUCAGGAGGAGCCUGUUACAACUCAAUUACAUGAUUCAGGUCAAAUUACUCAAAGAGCUAAGAAAGGUAGAGGUGCUGCUUGUGGUAUGCCUGAGUGGGGAACUGGAAAACUAAUUCAUAUUGAGUUUGAUGCUAACUGGAUGCCUAUUAGUGAAAAUGGGAAGGGAUUUAGUUCACAACUUGGAAUUUUGGCGCGAGAUGGAGAGAAGGUUCCUCUAACAUAUACUUCAUGGAAUGCCAUGCCAGACGAUAUUUUGGAUGCCAUUUGGAAAGAUGUCAAGGAUAAUACGGAUGUUCCGGAUGAGUAUAAACAACAUUGCUUAAAGGUUGUUGGUAGUAGAUGGAGGGACUGGAAGUGCCGAGUCAAGACACAAUGGUAUGAUAAAUAUGAAACGGAUGAGCAGCGAUUAACAUUCAUUCCUAGUCAGGUUGUUGGAGAGCAAUGGAAGAUAUUAGUAAAGUAUUGGGGUCUUCCGCAAAUAAAGGAAAUGUGUGAGACAAAUAAAUCUAGCCGUGCACAAGGAGGAGGUGUCCCUCAUAGGACCGGUCGAAAAUCUUUUGCUAGACUACGAAAAGAGAUGAUGGAGAAUGGAGAGAAAACAGAUCGUGUCAGCAUGUUUGUCAAAACAAGAGCAAUGAAAACAAAGGAUGAUGAUGGUCAACCAAUUGAAAUUCAUGAUGAGGAGGCUACUGCUGUUAUUAGUCAAUUCAAUGAAUAUUUGGAGGAGAGGCCAGAAGAUGAACAAGAUAAUACUUUUCGUGAAGAGGUAUUCACUAAAGUGAUGGGAGAAGAUGCACAUGGACGUGUUCGCAUGUAUGGAACAGGUGUGACUCCAUCUCAAGUGUUUGGUAAUUCCAAAGCUUAUGAGACUAAUGAGAAAAGGACAAUUGAGGAAAUGGAUAGAAAAUACGAGGAAAUGGAAAAGAACUAUCAGACAAAGCUAGAUGAUCUUAAAUUGAGCCAUGAAUCUCAAUUGGGAGACAUGAAAUUAAAGUACGAUGAUGUAUCGAAUCGUCUCAAUCUUUUGAUGGCUCAUGUUGGUAUCCAAGUAAACCCAAGUGGAAGUACAAGUGAACAAGUUGGAGAAAUAUCUAGGAGUUGAUGCUGGAAGUACAAGAUGUUAAUAAAUUUUACAAUUAGCAUGCUACUCUAAACUAGAUCAUUUUGUUUAGUAUUUUGACUACUACUGUAUUUGCAGCGACAUUUUAGUUUGUAUGACUCAAGGCAUUUGUUAUACAAUUAUUAUAUAGAUUACUCUUUUGUAUCAUUUCAACUG